UCCAAAAAAAAAAAAACUCUCAAUUUUCUUUUAGUUCCCUAACAAACCCCACAAAUUUCCUUCUUCCUCUUUUUUUUUCCCCCUUAAAUCAAAAUUAUAUUGCAACCCCUCUUUUUUUAUCUAUUAACUCGAAACUCAAGCAAUAAAGGCUCCAUAGCUAGUUGAUCAUCCACUAGGUAGCUCUUGUCAGAAAGAGAAGAAGAAGAAGAAGAAGCCGACGAAGAAGAAGAAGAAGACUAAUGAAAUGGGUCUUUGUAUUUCAUUCCCUUCAUCUUCCUCUCAUUCCAAAACAGGCCUCCACAGUCAUGCCUCUACGAACAACCACAGUAAUGGAACAGAGUUCUCGUCGUCAACGGUCACAGCAACAACAAACAGCAGCGUUGAACGGCGGAGCCAAUUCUCCGAGGCGGCUAGCGAGAGUGCCGGUGGGAUUAUGAGUUAUUCCGGUCAAAUAUUGCCAUCGCCAAGUCUCCAUGUCUACAGCUUUUUGGAUCUAACGACGGCGACGAAGAAUUUCAAACCGGAUUCGAUGUUGGGUCAAGGAGGUUUCGGCAAAGUUUACAGAGGUUGGAUCGAUGCCAAGACUCUUGCUCCGUCUAAAGCCGGUUCCGGUAUGAUCGUCGCCGUUAAACGACUGAAUUCCGAGAGUGUUCAAGGAUUUGCAGAGUGGCGAUCAGAAGUUAACUUCUUGGGGAUGCUUUCACACCCAAAUCUGGUGAAGUUAUUAGGAUACUGUCGUGAAGACAAGGAGCUUCUGCUUGUCUACGAGUUCAUGCCCAAAGGAAGUCUUGAGAAUCAUCUUUUUCGACGGAGCGAGCCUUUUCCUUGGGACCUAAGGAUCAAGAUUGUCAUCGGUGCAGCUCGUGGCCUUGCGUUUCUACACGGCUUACAAAGAGAAGUCAUAUAUAGAGACUUCAAAGCCUCAAAUAUACUUCUCGACUCGAAUUAUGAUGCAAGGCUCUCAGAUUUCGGUUUAGCAAAGCUAGGACCUUCACAUGAGAAGUCACACGUUACGACUAGGAUCAUGGGCACAUAUGGUUACGCUGCUCCUGAAUAUAUGGCAACAGGCCAUUUAUACGUUAAGAGUGACGUAUAUGCAUUCGGUGUGGUACUACUAGAAAUAAUGACUGGACUAAGAGCACACAACCCAAAACGGCCCAACGGACAGGAGAGCCUAGUCGACUGGUUACGACCAGAACUCUCAAGCAAACACAAAGUGAAACAUAUAAUGGACGAAGGAAUCAAAGGUCAAUACUCAUCCAAAGUCGCAGCGGAAAUGGGACGCAUCACAUUCUCUUGUAUCCAGCCAGACCCGAAAAACAGACCGCACAUGACGGAAGUACUCGACGCACUCGAACACAUCCAACGCAUUAACGUCGCUCAGGACCGGUCUUCCACCAAACCGGCCGUUGCUAGCUCUUCUCAAUCGUCGCCAAGUCACUAUCAGUAUGGAUAUCGAGCUGGUGGAGCCGGGGCUGAACGGAGGAGGGCAUCGCCUGGACGGUUUGGAGUAGGAAAAGCGAUGGUUGCUUGAUGAUUUUUGUUUUUUAAACAAGCUGUAUGAUGUGGACCGUAUACGGUUUUAGAGUCUUUUUUUUGUUCUAUUCAGAUUUAAAUGAGAGUAAUCAUUAUUUUGUUUUGUGACCUUA
Molecule: messenger RNA, 1649 nt
Organism: Eutrema salsugineum
Lineage: Eukaryota; Viridiplantae; Streptophyta; Magnoliopsida; Brassicales; Brassicaceae
Product: probable serine/threonine-protein kinase CST
Exons: 6
Coding region: 245-1534 (429 amino acids)
Biological process (GO): protein phosphorylation
Molecular function (GO): ATP binding; protein kinase activity
Source: RefSeq, a predicted model, not a curated record